Molecule: messenger RNA, 2398 nt
Organism: Siniperca chuatsi (mandarin fish)
Lineage: Eukaryota; Metazoa; Chordata; Actinopteri; Centrarchiformes; Sinipercidae
Exons: 4
Coding region: 1754-2044 (96 amino acids)
Source: RefSeq, a predicted model, not a curated record
AAGUGGACUGCUGCUGUUGUUAUUACUGAAUGUUAGCAUGUUUAUAUAUCAUAUUUAUCUUAAAUCAUUUUAUACUUAUUUCACAUACGAUAUAUUAUAUAUGGCUUCCUAUGAUACUUUAAAUACUUAUUAAAUGACUUUAUAUUAUUAAUAUGUCGCUGCUUUAGAUCAAAAUUACAGUCCCUGUCCCUUCAGGGAACAAACAUAAUAAAUAGCUUUUAAUUGUAAUUAUGUUUAGUAGUUUUGAUAUGUUUGGUGCGAAUGUGUCAGUACAUGUCACCCGUGUGCAGGAUCACCCCGACAGACGAGUAUUUUCAGAUGUUUUGGCUGAUGUAACGUCCAAAAGACAAACCUGUUUCUCUGAGUGCAGCUCAGCUAUGCUUCUCUGCUGCUUUGUCUUCAUUGUUGAGCUCUGCGGGAGAACAGAUGGGUGUGUCCAUGUCGUAAACCGAGUGACAGCUGUCUGUUGUCUCAAAAAUAUGUCCACACCCAAAUACUGCACUUUACAGAGGCUGAGGUCAGCCUCCAGUCGUCUGUCACAAUCACAGUAUAAUCAAUAGUUUUUCAAAGCAAAAUUUACAGUAAAUGCAAACGUGAUUACUGACCGUAUCCAGGUCCGGGUCGAGGUGGCAGCAGGCUACAUGAGGUAGCCCGAACGUCGUCCUCGCUAGCCACGUCCUCCAGCUCCUUGUGGUGGAUCUCGAGGGGAUCGCAGGCUAGCAGCGCUGGAAGAAGUUUUUACUUCAGUAACAGUAGUAACACCACAGUGUAGAAAUACUCUGUUACAAGUAAAAGUCCUGCACUCAAAAUGUUGCUUAAGAAAAAGUACAAAAGUAUCAGCAUAAAAAUAUACUUAGUAAAAGUGCUCGUUAUGCAGAAUAAUAUAUACUAUUGGAUUCUAAUGAUUGAUGCAUUAAUGUGUUCAUCACUUUAAUGCUGCAGCUGCUGAAGCCGGAGCUCGUUUUAAUGACUUUAUAUUCUGCUGUGAAUUUUCUCCCCGGGAAUCAAUAAAGUUUUAUCUUAAUCUGUAAUAUUACAUCAUGCUUCAUCUGUUAAUUAUAUUUUGUAUCAUUAAUCUGAAUAUGAAAAUGGAAGUACUCAAGUACAAAUACCUCAGAAGUGUGCUUGAGUACAGUACUUGAAUAAAUGCACCAGUUACUCUCCACCGCUGCAGGCCAGACAGGAAAUGAUUUAUUUCCAACCCGUAUGAAAAGUGCAAAAAGAGGAGGGGCUCUUGGAACGACAGACCAGACAGACCUUUGUCGCUUUUCAGGUAUUUGCAUUUCUGUUUCUUGUCAGGUGAGGUCGUGUUGGCACGGAGACGUGUACAAUUACUGCUGGGUGAGGCCUGUCAUGAAACACACAUUUUAUUGUACACCUGCCCCGGAGCAACACCUGUACUUAAUAACCAACCAAUGAGCACCUGAUCCUCCCCGCCGCCUCCAUCAACAGGCACAACAUAAAACUCUGCUGUCCUGAAGCAGGACGACCGGUCCGACUGCACAGACGCCAGGAUGAAGUGUUCUCUGGCAGAAGGGAGGAACCCGUGUCUUUACAUGUGAAACAUAAAGCGCACUCGCUCGUCUCCUGCCGUGACGUGUCAGACCUGCGUGACUCUGCCGCCACACCUGAUUCCUCAGCGGGGCGAGACCAGGGAGGAGUCACCUGCAGGGACCAGGACACCUGCCUCUAUAAAGACCAAACCUCCUCCAGCCGUAAACACACUCCAGACGCACUCAUCAAACCAACAGCCAUGUCAAACUUCCUGUCUGGCGCGCUGGGCAACAAGGGCAUUGGGAAAAUGGCCGGGCAGAAAGCGGGUGAACUGGUCGAGGACACGGUGAACAAGGUUAUGUCCGGAGGUAAAAAGAAGGAAGGCAACAAUGGAGGAUCCCAUGUCGGAGACGUCCUCUCAUUCGGUGGUGGAAAGAAGGAAGGCAACAAUGGAGGAUCCCAUGUCGGAGACGUCCUCUCAUCCGGUGGUGGAAAGAAGGAAGACGAAGGAAAAGGGCUGAAUGUGGAGGACGUCCUGGAGUUCAACUAGAAACACAUCCUGACCUCCGAGGAAAACUUUCAGCUUUUUCGAUAUGAAAUAAAGAAUAAAGAAUAACAUAGCAUCAAUUAAAUGUAGAUUACUGAAUUACUGGCUUCUCAAUACACACCUUUACUGCUUUUACGCCAUGACAAGUUCUAAACAAUAAAAAUUCAAAUGUUUUAUCUGCGCUGAUGAAAUCUGUUCAGUUUGGUAUGAACACAUUAUUAACUGGGUUAUUAUAUAACAUGUGGUUCUUAAACCCUGUUCACAAAUCUCUAACGUCACCUGGAGACAACCUGCAUUUUGUGUCAUUAAUUCAAUUGAAACAGUUAUUGUCAAAUAAAAGUGCAAAUUCUGUCUGUA